UCUCCUUAUCUCCUGCAAACUCCGUCAACCAACACGCGACGGACUACAAUCGCCGGUGACCUAAUCUCUUCGCUAUUCUCCGCCCUCUGGCUGAUAUCGAAAUGCUUUUAACUCUGUGAGUGUUUUCUAUACCUUCUUGCAGAAGAUAAACUCAGAAUCUUGACCACUUCUGUUAACUCUAAGAUAACUCAAAAAUGGACAACACCGUGAGCAUUAAGCAAGAAACACCACAGCCUCUUCCUCUAGGGAUCUAUGAAAUACCAGGUGAGCCUGCGGUUGUUAUCAACGGUGUCCCUGAUGAGCCUAAAACAGAGUCCAUAAUAGCCAAAGACGAACCAAAAUCAUCGAGUGCCGCCUCUAUAGGGUGUGGCGAAUGGCUUGAAGGUAGAGAAGUUCGGAAGUUUUUCUUGGGUCAGUACUAUUCCGGUACGGUGACAAAGUUCGACAAAGGCACUGGUUGGUACAUGGUUGAGUAUGAAGAUGGGGAUUCUGAAGAACUUGAUUGGUAUGAGCUUGAAGAAGUGCUUCUACCUAUGGACGUUACUGUACCACUGAGAUCAGUCUCGUUAUGGAUCCUUAAGAAUCGUCAGACACAGGCUCAAGCUUAUGGAUCCAUGCCGAAACGCUAGACCAAGAACUCCAACACAAAUGGGUCUGGCUUAUUGUGCAGAGUGAAUAUGGUGAAGCACGAUGAGAAAAGGUUACAACACCCUUAUAUACCCCUUCAAACUGGAAACACUUUUAACAGUUUUUUGAAAAUUUCCUCACUUGAAUAUAUUCGGCGACUUGUAGAUGAACAUUGUACUAGUGAAACCAUGGAAUAGUAGUAACGCUAGAGACGAUUAACGUUUUUGAAAUUUCAGUACUUGAACGAAGUUUGUUUUUUGAAA
This is a messenger RNA of Brassica napus (rape), 890 nucleotides long. RefSeq names its product dirigent protein 17. The record is from RefSeq and is a predicted model, not a curated record. The transcript has 3 exons. Bases 195 to 629 code for a protein of 144 amino acids. NCBI's taxonomy places the organism in Eukaryota, Viridiplantae, Streptophyta, Magnoliopsida, Brassicales, Brassicaceae.